GACUCGGGAGCGCGACCAGCCGAGGGAUCGAUCGGAUUAAACUCGAUUUGAGUGAAAUUAACACAAAGGAGAGAAGAGCAACGCACACUAGUCGGCGAGGUCGCGGAUGCGAGACGCGCCGGAGAAUAAUUUCAUGAAAAACAUUAAAACUUGAACUUUUUCCCCUCUCUUUAUUUAUAUUUCAAACUGAAAAGGACAACGGUGGAUUUUUUUUUUCCUCAAACGGAGAUACUAACCCUACUAACGAGGAGUUGAUUUGAUAAAAAGCCCGGAGUGAGCGAGCUUGCGGGGAACCUUAAUGAGGACCAUGGUGUAGAAGGCUUCAAAUUAGCAGCUAUCUGAUUAGCUCCUCACUGCACAACACACCUCCCUCCAUCAAGUCCCCGGCAUCUGCGGGCCCCCCACCCAGCCAUGGCGGACCCAGGGAUGUUGAGUUUAUUUGGGGAUGAUGCAGGGUUGUUCUCAGAUGGAUUAGAUGGUUUAGGAGAUUGCUUUCCUCAACAGCCAGCCGCUGGUCAAUCCAACCCACUAGCCCAGCAACCUACCCCUUCCCUGAACCACGAGCACCAGGGAAACAGAGGCUACCACCAGGGGAUGAUGCAUGGCGCUGGUCCCGGCCCGGGGCAGCCUAAAUUGGGCCAGAUGUAUGACCAUGGUCCCUAUACAGGCUACGAUCAAUCUGGUGGCCCUGGAGGACGAAUGAUGGCCCAGAAUGGUCCCAGCCAGGGGCAGCCGAAUGUGAAUGCAACCAUGAAUGGCUUAGCUUCCCACUACCAUAAUACCCAGGCUAACUCUGGCAACCCCCACCAUGGGUACCAGGGUGAUGCUGGGGCAGGAGGAGGUGGGGGUGGCGUUUGGGGCCAGCAACAGCAAAACAGAUCAGCUUAUCCACAGGCUCCAGCACAAGCAGGGGGUGGUCCCAACCAGAUGGGGGGCUACCAGAUGUCUCAAGGCAACUACAGUGGGAUGCAAGGUCAACCUACAUCGAAUGCAGCUCGCAUGAACCAACGCUACCCUCCACAGAGCAUGGCACCUCCCCCUGCUCAGGAUCCAUCUCACUACUUGGGACAUGUUGGAAUGGGAGGAGCCCAGAUGAGACACCCCCAGCCUCAGCAACAACCCCAGGCCUAUCCCAACAUGGGCCACACACCCAGAUACCCACACUCCCCCUCCCGACAGCCUCCACUCCCCCACCAGCACCAACAAGGCAUGGCAGGAUUUGGAGGUGCACAGUACCCAGGCUAUCAGGCCCAGUAUGGAGCUAUGGGACCUGGGAUGGGCCAGGGUGCUAAUGCUAAUGUGAGCACUAACACCAGCCAGGCUAUGGGACCAGGGCAGCUUGGCCAGAGGUUCAACCAGGGAUCAGGACCAGCACCAGGGCAACAGGCACAGAGAUAUCCCCCUGGACCACCACACCAACCCCAACCCCAUCAGACCCAUUCUGCCCCAAUGCAGCCGCAGGCAGGGCAGCAGGGCCAGCCUAUGCACCCCCUAAACCAUCCCCAGCACCCCCAGAAUCUGCCACAGGCCCAAAACCAACCCCAGUCCCACCUUGCACCCCCAGCUCAGGGAUCUUACCCCUCCCCCUCUUCCAUGUCCCCCAUGCGGGUUUUGGGAACUCCAACCCCACCGCCCCCACAGGGCAGGCCGCCUAGUGCUGGACUGGCUGGGCCCCCCGAUGUCGCUGCCUACACAGCCAUGCAGUCUUCACCCAAUGCCAUGGCACAUCCACAGAGAACUCCCCAAACACCACACUCUGCCCCACAUGCCCAACACCAGCAGCCCCACAACAUGCCCCCCAAUGCAGGACAGAUGUAUCCCGGCAUGGGGCCACAGCGUGGUCCACAAAUGGGACCAAACAGGCCUCAGCUUCAGCAACAGCAAGGGCCUCAUGAAGCUCCUGUUCGAGAGGGGGGAGACCAGCGUCUGCUCCAGGCACAGCAGCCGGCCUCUCGAAGUGGACAGCCCAUGCAACCUACUCCCAUGGCUUUCCAGGGUCCACCUGUUGGUCAACAUGUAACCCCGGCCCCAAACCAGGGUUUAGCACCGCCUGUCCAGAGCGCACAGACACAGCACUCGCAUCUACCCCCACAUCAACACCACCUGCAGAGCACGCCUCCUCCCACCAACCAGGGCUCCCUCCCGUGGGCACCUCCGCCUUCCACCUCCCACCCGCUCUCCUCACCCCCUCUUACCCCACAAAAAGUGCCUCACAUACAGCAUUCCCCCACUGACCCGUCAGGUGAUGCCUCAAUGAUGGUUCCUGACAGGCCAACGGUUGAUGCCGGUGUCCCCGGCCAGCCUAUCAGCACAGAGAAGUCGGGCGACCAGGAGACCAAGCCAAAAAAGAAAAAGAAGAAGAAAGCUAAAGUAGUGGAAGGAGAUGAAGAUGAAGGUGGGAAGAAGGCGGGAGGUGAUGUAAGGGACGACGACGUGAUGUCCGAGUUUCCUGCAGCCGGAUGUGAAGCCGUGGGACAGGUUACCGCUGCAGGAUUGGUAGAGGGAAGUUCACCACCGGUGGAGGAGAAGAAAAAGCGGAAAAAGAAACCAAAGGAGAAGGUAGAGGGCAAGGAGCCCAAAGAGCCCAAGAUCCCUAAGACGCCCAAAACGCCCAAAACACCCAAGACCCCCAAAGAGCCCAAGGAGCCCAAGGAGAAGAAAGCCAAGAGCUCCACGCCCAAGACCAAGACUCCCAAGAAAACCAGUAAAAAGGUGGAGUCAGAGGGCGGUUCUAGCGCUGCUAAGAAAGAUUCUAAGAGAAAGAGAGAGGUAUCGGCGAGCGACGACGUGGAGGUGAAGUCUCCUCCCCCCUCUCCCCCUGAAGAAGAGGACGAUGAUGGUGUUCAGAAGCGUCGUUCCAGCCGCCAGGUGAAGAGGAAGAGGUACACAGAAGAUCUGGAGUUCAGGAUUUCUGAGGAUGAUGACAGCGGAGAUGACUCGCCAACACCAAAAUCCCCAUCAGCCUCAUCACAACAACAGGAUGUGGCUGAGGCUGAGGGGCCUGUUGUGGAGAAGAUCAUGGGCUUACGCACCUCCAAAAAACAGCUGGAGUCGGGGGAGGAGGUGGAGGUGGAAGAGUUCUACGUCAAGUUCAAGGGCUUCUCCUACCUCCACUGCCGCUGGGCAGACCUGGAGGAACUGGAAAAGGACAAGAGAAUACACCAGAAGAUCAAGAGGUUUAGGGCCAAGCAACAGCUCAACAACUUUAUAACUGAGAUGGAUGAUGAGCCUUUUAACCCGGACUACGUGGAGGUGGACCGUGUCCUGGACGUUUCAGAGAGCACAGAUGAAAACGGAGAGACGGUGACCUUAUAUUUGGUGAAAUGGUGCAGUCUGCCUUACGAGGACUCCACCUGGGAGCUGAAGGCCGACAUAGACCAGUCUAAAAUAGACGAAUAUGAGCGCAUAGCAGCACGCACACCCAACACUAACAGAGUGGAUCGACCUCCUGCAGCCGACUGGAAAAAGCAGGAGGGCUCCAGGGAAUACAGAAACGGCAACGCACUCAGGGAAUACCAGCUCGAAGGCCUCAACUGGCUAACCUUCAACUGGUACAACUCACGUAACUGUAUCUUGGCUGACGAGAUGGGUCUGGGGAAGACCAUCCAGUCCAUUACAUUCCUCUACGAGAUUUACAUGAAGGGCAUUGAGGGGCCGUUCCUGGUCAUCGCCCCGCUUUCCACCAUUCCCAACUGGGAGAGAGAGUUCAGGACCUGGACCGAGCUCAACGUGGUGGUCUACCAUGGCAGCCAGGCCAGCCGGAAGACCAUUCAGGCAUACGAGAUGUACUACAGAGACGCACAGGGUAAGGUAAUAAAGGGAGUGUAUCGGUUCCACGCGGUGAUCACAACCUUUGAAAUGAUUCUGGCCGACUGUCCGGAGCUCCGCGGCAUCCCGUGGCGCUGCGUGGUGAUAGAUGAGGCGCACCGCCUCAAAAAUCGAAACUGCAAGCUGCUGGAAGGACUCAAAAUGAUGGACAUGGAGCACAAAGUUCUGUUGACCGGAACUCCUCUCCAGAACACCGUGGAGGAGCUUUUCAGCUUACUCAACUUCCUGGAGCCUGAGAGAUUCCCAUCAGAGCAGACGUUCAUGACUGAAUUUGGAGAUCUUAAGACUGAAGAACAGGUUCAGAAACUGCAGGGCAUUCUGAAACCCAUGAUGCUGCGACGACUGAAGGAGGAUGUGGAAAAGAACCUGGCCCCCAAAGAAGAGACCAUCAUUGAGGUGGAGCUGACCAACAUCCAGAAGAAAUACUAUCGGGCCAUCCUGGAGAAGAAUUUCUCCUUCCUGUCCAAAGGAGGUGCAGGAGGAGGAGGGGGAGGCAGUGGCGGCGGAGGAGCAAGCGUCCCCAACCUCCUCAACACCAUGAUGGAGUUGCGGAAAUGUUGCAACCACCCCUACCUCAUUAAUGGCGCUGAAGAGAAGAUCAUUGAGGAGUUCAGGGACUCCCACGGCGGCAGAGCAGACGUGCCGGACAUGGCCCUCCAAGCUAUGAUCCAGGCCGCCGGCAAGCUGGUGCUCAUUGACAAACUGCUGCCUAAACUAAAAGCGGGUGGACACAGAGUCCUGGUUUUUAGUCAGAUGGUUCGCUGUCUGGACAUCCUUGAGGACUACCUCAUCCAGAAGCGAUACCCCUACGAACGUAUCGAUGGUCGGGUCCGUGGUAACCUGCGGCAGGCCGCCAUCGACCGGUUCUCCAGACCGGACUCGGAUCGGUUCGUCUUCCUGCUUUGCACGAGAGCCGGAGGACUCGGCAUCAACCUGACUGCUGCAGACACCUGCAUCAUCUUCGACUCCGACUGGAACCCUCAGAAUGACCUCCAGGCCCAGGCGAGGUGUCAUCGAAUCGGACAGUCGAAGGCCGUCAAGAUCUACCGCCUGAUCACCAGGAACAGCUACGAGAGGGAGAUGUUUGACAAGGCCAGCCUGAAGCUGGGACUUGACAAGGCUGUCCUCCAGAGCAUGAGCGGACGGGAGAACGCCAACAGUGGGGUCCAGCAGCUUUCCAAGAAGGAGAUCGAGGACCUGCUGCGUAAGGGAGCGUACGGAGCUUUGAUGGACGAAGAAGACGAAGGCUCAAAAUUCUGCGAGGAAGACAUCGACCAGAUCCUCCAGAGACGAACCCACACCAUUACCAUUGAGUCUGAGGGCAAGGGUUCCACUUUCGCUAAGGCCAGUUUUGUUGCAACUGGAAACCGGACAGACAUUUCCCUGGAGGACCCAGACUUUUGGCAGAAGUGGGCCAAGAAGGCAGAGUUGGACAUGGAUGCCAUCAAUGGAAGGAACACGCUGGUUAUCGACACGCCAAGGGUGAGGAAGCAGACGCGCCACUAUAGCAGCGUGAAAGAGGAAGAGAUGCUGGAGUUCUCGGAGCUGGAGAGCGACGAGGACGAGCCGAGCAAACCCUCAACCAAGCCACGGCGGCCCCAAGACAAGACCCAGGGCUAUCCCCGGUCUGAGUGCUUCAGAGUGGAGAAGAACCUGCUGGUCUAUGGGUGGGGUAGAUGGAGUGACAUCUUGGCUCACGGUCGCUUCAAGCGCCCCCUGAAGGAGGCCGACGUGGAGACGAUCUGCAGGGCGCUGCUGGCCUACUGCCUGCUGCAUUACCGCGGAGACGAAAACAUCAAAAGCUUCAUCUGGGAUCUGAUCACACCAAGCGAAGACGGAACCACCAAGACGCUAACCAACCACUCUGGCCUCUCUACCCCAGUUCCCAGAGGCAGGAAGGGCAAGAAGGGGAAGCCCCAAGCACUCCCGACCCAGCUUCCACGAGCCGACUGGCUGGCCAGCUGCAAUCCUGACCACUUGCUGCAGGAGGACAGCUACAAGAGACACCUGAAGCAUCACUGCAACAAAGUGCUGCUGAGAGUGAGAAUGCUGUAUUAUCUGCGUCAGGAAGUCAUAGGAGACCAGGCCGAGCGCAUCCUGGACGGAGGGGACUCGAGCGUGCUGGAUGUCUGGAUCCCCCAGCCGUUCCACGCAGAGGUCCCAGCUGACUGGUGGGACAGCGAGGCCGACAAGUCCCUGCUCAUCGGCGUCUUCAAACACGGCUACGAGAAGUACAACUCCAUGCGAGCCGACCCCGCCCUGUGUUUCUUGGAGCGAGUGGGCAUGCCAGACGCCAAAGCUAUCGCCGCUGAGCAGAGGGGCUCCGACAUGAUGGCAGAUGGUGUUGAGGGUGAGGAUGAAGAUCCAGAAUAUAAGCCACUGCGAAUGCCUUUCAAAGAUGACAUGGAUGAUUUUACCAACUCUCCCCUGGAUGACAAAGAUGACACCGUGGAGGGCGAAGCCGAAGCCAAAUCAGGUGAAAAUGGUCAAGCUGGGCCUGCUGUGGGCGGAUCUUCAGGCUCCACCGAGCGUCUCUAUUGGCCGGCUGCCUCGGCUCUGACAGCUCGCCUGCGUCGCCUCAUCACGGCCUAUCAACGCUCGAACCGAAGAGAGCAGCUUCGCCAGGAGGCAAUGAACCGACCCGAUGGCCGGCGGCGCCGACGCAGGGAGUUCUUGCCUUCCAUCGCCAUGGUUACUGAAACGGGAGGAGGAGCGACUUUCAUCCAAGAUGGAGCGGGGGUGUUCAUGACAGACGGAAGCCCGUAUUUGGCUAAAGGAAGUGCCUACUUUGCCAAAGGUGGACAGUUCAUGCCAGAGGCAUCUCCAGUAAUGACUGCCAGCUCCCUGAUGACUGAUGGAGCCAUGUACUACAAAGAGAGAAGACAAAGAUGGACGCGACGCGAAGAAGCCGAUUUCUAUCGUGUUGUUUCUACUUUUGGAGUUGUCUACGAUACGCAGCAUCAGAAAUUCGAUUGGUCACAAUUCAGGGCUUUCGCUCGACUGGACAAGAAAACAGACGAGAGCCUGGAGAAAUAUUACUACUCGUUCAUCGCCAUGUGCAAACGAGUUUGCAGAAUGCAGAUCAAGACUGACACGGAACUACCUGACCCGACCCUGAUCAUCGACCCGAUCACGGAGGAGCGUGCCUCUCGCACUCUGUACCGCAUUGAGCUGCUCCGCCGUAUCAGAGAGCAGGUACUCCCUCAUCCGCUGCUCUCCGAGCGCCUCAAGCUGUGCCAGCCCUCCCCGGACCUCCCCGAGUGGUGGGAGUGUGGUCGGCACGACCGGGACCUCCUUCUGGGGGCCUCCAAGCACGGCGUGAGCCGCACGGAUUAUCACAUCCUCAACGACCCGACUUUGGCCUUCCUGGAGUCCCAUCAGCGCUACACCGGCCAGCGCGGCGCCGGCACCACCGCAGGAGUCCCGGCGGAGGUGACCAAGGCUGGAAUGGAAGCGGCAGAGAACUCCUCCGCUCCGCUCCUCACCCCCGCGGAGCUGGCGAGUGCUGCAGCUGCUGCCAAGAUGGCCGUUCACGCCGCUAAGGAGGAGGCGGGAGAAGAUAAGGACGUGAAAAUUGAGGAAGGCAAAGAGGAGAUGGAGGUGAAAAAAGAAGCUGAGGGAGGAGAUGCCAGUGACGUUCCUGUUCCCAAAACUGAAACUCCAGAUGAGCAGAAGGAAAAUGAAGCGGAGGUAGCAGAAGUGAAAACGGAGGCUGCGGCUUCACCGAGGGAGGAGGUCAAGAAAGAAGAGGAGGCCCAGCCCCGGGUGCAGAAAGAGGAGCAAGAGGCACAGAAGGAGGAACAGAGCGCUGACGAAAACAAGCCUUCACAGACAGAAAGUGAUCAAGACAAAGAUGUGACUGAAGAGAAGAGUACAACCGACUCUGCCGGCGACGGCAAGGAGACGAGCGCGGAGCUCCCGGCGCCUCCAGACUCUUCUGCUAAAGCACAGCUGCAGAACAAGCCUGCAGAGGAGCAAGAUGUGGAGGAGAGGGAGAACCCGGAGUCCCCCAAAUCUCCGAAGUCCGCGGAAACCGUGAAGAGCCCGGAGGAGGAAGAGGAGGAGAGGCUGGAUGAAGACGACAAGUCAGAGAAAUCCUCGCAGGCUGAAGCGAGCGCCGCGUCGGAGCAGAAGAACUUCGACGAGGAGAGCAUUGCGUCUCUGAGCACGUCGGCCCGAGACGAAACCAGAGAUGGAUUCUGCCCCGAUGAUCUGCCCGAAACCUCGGCGCUGCAGGCCUUACAGGACCGCACCUUUGCCUUCUCAUUCUGGCCAAAAGACCGAGUGAUGAUCAACAGGAUGGAUAACAUCUGUGAGGCUGUCCUGAAGGGCAAGUGGCCUGUCAACAGGCGCCACAUAUUUGACUUCCCGAGCAACCUGUUGCCAGGGCACGGCUCCACGGCAACCGCGGCGGCCAUAGCCACGGCGACGGAGAGCCCGCUGCAGAGGCGGAGCCUGGCCGAGCUGACGAUGGCUGGUAUCCACACGCCGUACAGCGGGAGCGAAGACAAAACACUAUCACCACAGGUCCACGAGGACGCUCUGAGCCUGACAGUGCCUCGACAGAGGAGGAGGAGGAGGAGAAAGAUUGAGAUCGAGGCGGAGAGGGCAGCCAAGAGGCGUAACCUGAUGGAGAUGGUGGCUCAGCUCAGAGAGAGCCACGCUGCUGCCGAGUCCCAAAACCAGGCCAUAGACCUGACCAAGGGAAUGCAUCAUCACCACAAGGCCUCUCCGUCACUGGCUGGCUUCCCCAGCGCCCUGGUGACAAACCCCUCCCUCAAGGCCCAGAUGGAGCUGUUGCAGCAAGCUCCGCCCUCUGCACACAGAGCCAACGGUUCGCUGGAGGCCGACCUGCCCCUCAUGAAAAGGAGGCGUGGCCGCAGGAAAAAUGUGGAGGGCCUGGAGCUGCUCUUCAUGAGCAACAAGAGAGCAGUAGGGGAUGAUGCUGACGGGGCAAAGGUCUCAGGUGUGGAGGGGGUCCAGGAGGCUGCACGUACCCACAGAUCUCUCACCGUCCCCGAGCAAAGUCCCAGUGCCAGAUCUCUUGCCUCUGGCAGUCUGGAGGAAGAAGAGGCAGCGGUUUCCAACAAAGAGCUGGGAGAGUGGCUGAGGCAGCACCCGACAUACACCAUGGACAUGGCUGGAUUCACACCAAAGAGCGAGGACUUGAUGCUCUCUCAGUUCUCUAAGCCUAAACAGAAGCGCCACCGCUGUCGGAACCCCAACAAGAUCGACAUCAACACCCUGACCGGGGAUGAGAGAGUGCCGGUGGUCAACAGACGAAAUGGACGAAAGAUGGGCGGAGCCAUGGCUCCGCCGAUGAAGGAGCUUCCCAGGUGGUUACUGGAGAACCCGGAGUUUUCCAUCGCUCCAGAUUGGACAGACAUCGUCAAACAGUCGGGAUUCCUCCCAGAAGCCAUGUUUGACCGCCUCCUGACCGGCCCGGUGGUCAGAGAGGAGGGCACCCGCCGCCGAGGGCGCCGGCCCAAGUCUGAGAUCGCCAAGGCAGCUGCCGCCGCACAGGCAGCGGCGGCGGCUCAGGCCGCACAGGCGUCGCUGGCCUCUGCUGCUUCAUCUGCAGGAGGCAUCAACCCUCUGCUGCUGAACAGCCUGUUUGGUGGGAUGGAUCUGUCGUCUCUCCAGAGCCUCCAGUCUCUCCAGCUGGCCGCCGGUCUGAUGGCCUUCCCUCCUCCCACCGAUCCCAAGCAGGCCGCCGCCAGCGCCGCCGCCGCCUCCAUGCUGCCCCUCAUGCUGCCCGGCAUGGGCGGCCUGCCCAACAUGGCCGCCGCCCUCCCCAACAUGUUCAGCCUCGGCGGGCUCUUCGGCGGCAACCUGGCGACGGCGGCGGCCGUCAGCGCCGCGUCCAACUCCGCCGUCUCCGCCGCGGCCGGCAACACAAACGGGACGCUGGAGGGCGAGGCGGCGGAGGGCGACGAGGCGGAGACUUCGAAGAGGAAGAGGGAGGAGGAGGAGGAGAGCCAAGAGCGAGAAGCCGCGGAGCAGGAGGAGGGCGAAAGCGAGGAGGGCGUGAAGAAGUCAAAGAAGAAGAAGAUGGAGAAGGAAGGAGAGGGUGGCGCAGAGAAGAUGGAGAAAUCCCACGACGUGAGCGCUGCCGCUCAGAUCCCCGCUGCCGACUCGUCGGCCGAAGCCUCCAUCAACGGCGACGCCGCGGCCCUGCUGGCCGCCGCCGGCAUGUCCGCCAAUUCCCUGGCCUUCAACCCCUUCCUCCUCUCCACCAUGGCCCCCGGCCUCCUCUACCCCUCCAUGUUCCUGCCUCCGGGCCUCGGGGGGCUCAGCCUGCCCGGCUUCCCCACCGCCUCCACCCUGGCCGAGCUGCAGAGCGCCAUGGCCGGAGCGCUGGGAGGCGGCGUCCUGACCCCCAACCCUCCCCGGAGCGAGGAGGGCGACAAGAAGGGGGAGGCCAAGGCCACGGGAGGGGCAGCGGAGGAGGAGGAGGACGAGGAGGAGGAGGAGGAAGAUGGAGGAGGAGAGAGUGACUUGGCGGAGGAGAGGGAGGCGGCAGCGGAGGCGAGAGGCGAGGCUGAGGAUUCAGCCGUGGAGGAUGGUGGGAUGGUGGGAGAGGAGGAGGAGGCGGCGGCCGCGGCAGCGGCGGCGUCUCCUCAGAAGGACAAAAGCGACUGAAAUAAAACACAAAAGUGACUGGCCUUGGACAUUUCCUCACCUCUGACCUCCUCCCUCGACUCCCCCCCUGCCACGUUUACACACCUCCACCAGAAAUAUCCAAACUAAAAAAAAAAAAAAAUCCUCUUUUCUUUUUUUCUUUUGUUUUUGUUUUUUCCUUUUUGCGUUGUUGAUGAUUUCUCUUUCACCAUUUGUCGUUUUAUUAUUUGGCCAGGUAUAUUUACUAUGCGUCAGAGAGGACGAGGUGUGUGUUGUGUUAAGUUAAAUCUCUCUGAUCGAUAGUGUAGUCAGGGAAAAUCCUCACAGCCGCUCGCCCAGAGCUCGGCUCUUCUUUAAAGACUGUUCCUUUCUCUCUGGUUGGCCUCCGUGCGCUGUGGAACCGCAGCGCGCCACUCUUCUCUCACAAUCCCACAAAUAGGACUUCACAAGGUUCCAAUAGUUUUAUUAUUAUUAUUAAUAUUAUUAUUGCUGCUUUCAGCUAUCAAGUCUUUAUUGUUAUGUUUUUGCCGCCUCCUUCUUCAUAUGGACCGUUUUUGUUGUUGGCAGCGUCUCAUCAAAGCGAAGAAGAAAGCCCUUCUUUCUUCCAUCAGUUCUCGAUUGCAAAGAAAACAGCAUUACAGCUCAUCUGUCUGUCUGGCGAAGCUGCUGCAAAAGAAAAGGAAUUGUGGGUAAUGUCGUCGAUUGAGCUGUUCUGUGUCAGAGCAGGCUUUUUGUUUUUAAGUUCUCACAUAUCAGACCAGGUAGACUCGAGGAGGAAUCCGAAACCAGGCUGGCCUAAAAACUCAGUCUCACACACUGCUGACAACAUACACACUCAUAUUCCAACACGUACUUGAUCAUGAGCUUACACACACACACACACAUACAUGCAUUCAGGUGGCCACCACUACACACACACACACACACAAACACACACACAUUAACAACCUUGUCCGUCAUGUGACUGUUUCUGGCUCGUCCCAGCAGCUGUUUGAUCUCUUUCUUGUUUUGAGUGUGUGUGUGUGUGUGUCUGAACCAAUACUGUUGAACCCAGUCCCACACUGAAUACCCGUCUCUUAGUCUUUCCACUGCCUUGUCUGAAUCCUGCCUCCGCCCGUCGAGGCGGCCGGCGCAGGAUCGCACGGCGGCAGGCGGGCUGGGUCUGCCGCCGAUCAGGCCUCCUGAUUGGUCGGCGCCGCGCCGCCUGAACCGGCCUCCCUCGUCGACACGGAGGCGUCCGUGAAUGGAUUCAGAGCGGCAGUCCACACAGGAAUGUGAUGUUUCAGGUUUAUUCUCUGACAAGAGGCACAUGAGAUGGUUGUCUUUGUUUUCUUUAUUUCUCUCUCCACGGUUGCUGCCGCCGAAUGAAAUCCUCCUGACUUUCUUUUCCUCUUCACACGCGCUAGUUUCAGACCAAGUGCUGCUCUCUAGUGAUCUUCUCUUGAAAGACUGUUGCUCUAGUCACACACACUGACACCAGGCCUGGCCGAAACAGGACUGAGAAACAUUUUCAUCAGAGUUGGAUAUUUCACAAGUUUCUAUAUGAAGUGCAACUCUGGUCGCCGAGUAAGUUUUUAUGUUUUUCCUUUUCUUUUCUUUUUUUUUUAAAUACUUGAAAAGUGCGAGCGGUGCUUGAUUUGUUUCCAUUCCCCGAGGCCAGUUCAAGCGUCCGAGAUAAAUCAAGCGCCGCGAGUGAUUCAAAUAUUUGAAAGUACAUUAAACACAGAUACACACACACACACACGCACACACACUCACACUCACUGUGGCCAGGUCGUUUUAACAUUUGCUAUCACAGCCAGCCCAGCAGAUGCAGAGAGGGGCCGAUCGCGCUGGGAGACACCUUCCUCCCCCGUCAGAGAUCCACAGUCUCCUCUCUUAACGCUGAGACAGCAAUAACCAAGGCAGCUUUUGAAUGUUCCAACAUUACUCUCCCAACACACACACACACACACACGCAAACACCAACACACACACUAUAUAAAUAACCACAAGUGUCGUAUGAAUAGAAAGCAAACUAAAACUGUAAAUGAUGACAAAUAAGUACUGCAAUCAAUUUUGUCUCACUCUGUUCCUGUUGAUGCACUGGUGUUAAAGAGUUAAAAUAAUCAGGUACCUUUAUUACUUAGCUACUUUUCUUGAAAAAAAAAAAAUGGACAUUUUGUUACUUUUAGCCAGCAAGCUGAAGAGCAUUACCUCAAAAUUCUUAUCUAGCCUUGAAGUU
Salarias fasciatus (jewelled blenny) is the source of this 12673-nucleotide messenger RNA. It is a transcript of the gene chd7, whose product is annotated as chromodomain helicase DNA binding protein 7. Gene Ontology annotation, molecular function: ATP binding; protein binding. NCBI's taxonomy places the organism in Eukaryota, Metazoa, Chordata, Actinopteri, Blenniiformes, Blenniidae. The transcript has 41 exons. The coding region runs from base 412 to 10470 and encodes 3352 amino acids. The record is from RefSeq and is a predicted model, not a curated record.